Molecule: messenger RNA, 537 nt
Organism: Cryptococcus amylolentus CBS 6039
Lineage: Eukaryota; Fungi; Basidiomycota; Tremellomycetes; Tremellales; Cryptococcaceae
Product: adenine phosphoribosyltransferase
Exons: 2
Coding region: 1-537 (178 amino acids)
Biological process (GO): AMP salvage; adenine salvage
Cellular component (GO): cytoplasm
Molecular function (GO): adenine binding; AMP binding; adenine phosphoribosyltransferase activity
Source: RefSeq, a predicted model, not a curated record
AUGUCCGACGUCGCCCACCUCAAAUCCCUCCUCGGUGUUCACCCCGACUUCCCCAAGAAGGGCAUCACCUUCCUCGACAUCUUUCCCAUCCUCAGAGACCCCGUCGCUUUUGAAAACCUCAUCACCCACCUCCUUCACCACAUCUUCACCACCCACAAGACCAAGCCCGAUGUCAUCGUCGGUCUUGAUGCCCGUGGCUUCCUCCUCGGCCCCAUCAUUGCCAUGCGUCUCCAGGCUGCUUUCGUCCCUGUGAGGAAGGGCGGUAAGCUCCCCGGUCAGGUUGAGGUCGUCAAGUACGAGAAGGAGUACGGAACCGACGAGUUUGAGAUGCAGGCUGGUGCCAUCCAGCCUGGACAAAAGGUCAUCGUUAUCGACGACCUUAUUGCUACUGGUGGGUCCGCCGCUGCUGCCGGCGAGCUUAUCAAGAAGUCUGGUGGUGAGACUCUCGAGUACCUCUUCAUCGUCGGCUUGCCCUUCCUCAAGGGUCACGAGAAACUGGAUGCUCCCGUUUACUCCAUGAUCGAGGCUGAGGACUAG